Molecule: messenger RNA, 1834 nt
Organism: Danio rerio (zebrafish)
Lineage: Eukaryota; Metazoa; Chordata; Actinopteri; Cypriniformes; Danionidae
Gene: tmem106ba
Product: transmembrane protein 106Ba
Cellular component (GO): lysosomal membrane; plasma membrane; late endosome membrane
Source: RefSeq, marked validated
GGAAAAAUACAACACGCCACGAUUGGGAGUAACGACACUGUAGCGACUGUAUUAUACGAACACACGGGAGGAAUUUUCAAAACAAGGCCCAAACAUGGGAAAGUCUCUGUUUUCCAUGCCAAGGCAAAAAGAGGACGAGAAAAAACUGACCGAAGACUCAAAGUCUGAAACCGAGGGCGAUAAAGAAGAUGUUUCACAGUUUCCAUACGUCGAAUUCACAGGAAGAGACAGCAUCACCUGUCCAACUUGUCAAGGGACAGGAAGAAUACCAAGAAAUCAAGAAAACCAACUAGUUGCUUUAAUACCAUACAGCGACCAGAGGCUCAAGCCAAGACGAACGACAUUGUAUGUGUCCAUAUCAGUCUUUCUGUGUCUGCUACUUUCUGGUCUGGCUGUGUUUUUCCUGUUCCCUCGGACUAUCAACGUCUCUUAUGCUGGAGUGAAGUCAUCCUACGUCACAUAUGAUCACAACCUACAUAAAGUAUAUCUAAACAUCACGAGUACCCUCAAUAUCACCAACAAUAAUUUCUAUCCAAUACAGCUGGCCAACAUCACAGCACAGGUGCAGUUAUACAACACUGUGAUUGGAAACUCUGUCGCUAAUAAUGUCACCACCAUCAUCCCUCUGGAUAUGCGACAGAUUGAUUACACCGUUCCCACCACCAUAGCCAAUGAGAUUAACUACAUAUAUGAAUACUGUACCAUGCAGGCAAUUAAAGUGCAUAACGUAGUUGUUUUGAUGCGGAUGACUGUCACUGCUGUGUAUUUCGGCCACGCUGAGCAGGUGUCUCAGGAAAAGUACCUGUAUGUGGACUGCGGCGCAAACACCACCUCUACACAUCAACACACAAGUGUCAUACAGUGAUGCCCCUGCCCUCCACAUGACCCACAAACCCUAAUGUUCAUCCUGUGCUGUUUAAAAACCACCUCUCCUGAGUAUUUUUAAAAAGUCAGAAGAUGAAACCAGUGCUGUAGGCUGGCAGCGUCAGGAACGAUCAGCGAGAUUCAGUCAGAGAGUUGAGGCUUUUUCUACCACAUCAUUAUUGUUGUUGUUUUUCCCGAAGUGUGCUGGAGGUUUUGCUUGCAUAGACAGAAGCACUUUAGUAUAUUUUGGGAGAAGGGAUGAUGACAGCUGCAGAAAACUCAACGCUGAGCUGCAAACACUCAAAACACUUUCACUUCACUCCUUUAUUUUACUGUUAAUCUUUCAGCGUUUGUGAUUUUAAGUGUUGUGCUGCAACUUAAAUUCAAAUCCUUCUGUUGUUUAGCUCUUUGUAGAGCUGGUAGGCUUUCUGGAGUGUGUUAGUAACAUAUCAACACUAAUGCCUCUGUUUUUAUCUGUCUGACGCAUCUUUUAGAAAAUAUCAGUUAAUGUGAAUUUUGUAAAUCAAUACUGUGGAUUUUUAAAUCUCUUGGACUGCAAAGAUUAUGUCAUUUAUUUCACUGUUUCCGUUGUGAUGAAAUGCUUAGAAUGAAUUCUAAACUCCCUUCAUAUUUCAGAAAAGUUUUAAUUAAAAAAUCUAAUUGGAGAUGAGAACAUUAGGUGUCACAAUAAAAUCAAUUUCCGCAGCAGUAGUAAGAACAGGGGAAUAAAGAAGUAUAUAAAUAAAGAAAUGACCUUCUGUUCAUUCAUAUUAGUGUUUUUAUUUUUUUAUUGAAUAUUGAAAACUUAUUAUUUUAAUUGGUGGUGGUGUAGAUCUAUGAUUACUUUGAUCUUUCUGUUCACUUUAAUGUUUUAGCUUUUUCUUGGAAUGGCACCUUUAAAUCAGUUUGUUUCUGGAUGCUAUUUAAUUGAAAUGACGAAUUUAUCAAAAAUAAAAUUUAUUUGAUGACA